Molecule: messenger RNA, 1576 nt
Organism: Nicotiana attenuata
Lineage: Eukaryota; Viridiplantae; Streptophyta; Magnoliopsida; Solanales; Solanaceae
Product: protein REVEILLE 8-like
Exons: 9
Coding region: 148-1032 (294 amino acids)
Molecular function (GO): DNA binding
Source: RefSeq, a predicted model, not a curated record
CUAGUCCUGGAUCUAGCGAUUAAUUGACCGGCUUCAAUUGAUUUGCCUAGGGGGACAGCAGUCCCCACUCCCCCGCCCAAAAAUUACCCACCCACUCAGUACUCUGUAUAUUUCCUCCACAAAAACUCUUUUGAAUCGUUUGAAACCAUGAACUCAAACUCUCCUUCCAUGGCUAACAACAACUCAACGCCUACCGACUCUUCUGGCAAAAAGGUUCGCAAACCUUACACCAUAACUAAGUCUAGAGAAAGCUGGACUGAAGAAGAACACGACAAGUUCCUUGAAGCUCUUCAACUGUUUGACCGUGAUUGGAAGAAAAUUGAGGAUUUUGUAGGUUCAAAGACAGUAAUUCAGAUUCGCAGUCAUGCUCAAAAGUACUUCUUGAAGGUCCAGAAGAAUGGUACAACAGCACACGUGCCACCACCUCGGCCCAAGCGUAAAGCAGCUCAUCCUUAUCCGCAGAAGGCACCAAAAAAUGUUUUAGUACCAUUACAAGCCUCUAUGGGUUACCCUUCUUCAAUGAAUUCCCUUCCACCUGGAUAUCCAUCAUGGGAUGACACUUCUGUACUCUUAAAUUCUCCAUCUGGCGGAGCAAUGCCAUCACAAGAUGAAUACCAUCUUCAAAGAAUUCAGGCUGAUAUUGGAUCAAAGGGAGCUACAUUGAUUAGUGACAGCAGCAUCAGUGGCAUUAGAAGUUCCAGCAGAACGGCUCCCAGUUCUGAACUACCGGAGCAGAGCAAACUAGGUUCUGUUCCUCAUGGCAUACCUGACUUUGCAGAAGUCUAUAGCUUUAUUGGGAGUGUCUUUGACCCAGACACUAAAGGUCAUGUACAGAAGCUGAAGGAGAUGGACCCUAUUAAUUUUGAAACUGUUUUGUUAUUGAUGCGGAAUCUUACAAUGAACUUGUCUAACCCUGACUUUGAGCCCAUUAAAAAUGUAUUGUCAACAUAUGAUCUCAGUACAAAGGUUGUGGGUCUUCCUGCUGGUGGUGCUGUCAAGAACCACACUGAUCUAUCGUGUCAGACAAUAUGAUAGAAACUAUAAUUGUUACAUAUAUCUAUCAGCUAGACUUUCUCCAACAACGGCGAGUCUUUGCGCUCUUGAUUUGUCAGAGCUGGAAAACAAUGUUCAUCCCCAGAAAGUCUCAGAGUCGUGGCAUGGAUAAGAUUUAAGAGCAUCUUCCUCUGCUUUCUCCUUGAUGCUCAGUGGUUGCGGAGAAUGUUCCUGUUAGAAGUUGAGCUUCUCCUAGUGAGAAGCGUGCCCAAGUCUUGAUAGCAUGUGUUUUUUCCCUUGAGAUGUAUAUUCCCUCAAUUUUGUGCAGCUUAAUAUUUGGAGGUGUUGUAAAACUUGUAGAUUUUAGAGCAAUAAUAAUGAGGAAAAAGUUCUUGUACCUCAUUGCCUGUUGAAGUAUGCAUUUAGGACAUACACUCAGGCCUUGUUUUAGUUGUAAUCUUGUUGCAGAUUAAAGUUAAAUAGCGGUUCGUCCUAGUCUGUUUAAACUGCUAGUAAUACUUAAUAUACUUGCUUUGUGUCCAUCAGAUUCUCUGUGGACGUUGUGCAGCAAGAAUAAUUGAUG